This is a messenger RNA of Periophthalmus magnuspinnatus, 5317 nucleotides long. RefSeq names its product calsyntenin 1 (gene clstn1). The record is from RefSeq and is a predicted model, not a curated record. Lineage: Eukaryota; Metazoa; Chordata; Actinopteri; Gobiiformes; Gobiidae. The transcript has 19 exons. Gene Ontology annotation, biological process: positive regulation of synapse assembly; homophilic cell-cell adhesion; positive regulation of synaptic transmission. Bases 162 to 3107 code for a protein of 981 amino acids. Gene Ontology annotation, molecular function: kinesin binding; amyloid-beta binding; calcium ion binding. Gene Ontology annotation, cellular component: cell surface; postsynaptic membrane.
CGGAGAGGAGAGCGCACUGGGCACGACGGCCAUCUUAGGCACGCGCACCUCCCGGAUUUACUCUUCUGGUUUAUAAACGAAACAUCCAUCCUGACUGAAGGGGGAGAAGACACAAGGAGGCAUCGGUUUCCACUUCGCCGAGGUUCAAACUCCAAGUCGGGAUGCGGUUUCGAGGGAAUAAACCUUUUGCAUCCGCUGGACUGGUCCUCGGACUGUUGUUAUGCGCGGCGCAGGCGGCUAAAGUUAAUAAACACAAACCCUGGAUCGAGACGACAUACCAUGGGAUCGUGACAGAAAACGAUGACAAAGUGCUCCUGGACCCUCCUCUUAUCGCUCUGGACAAGGACGCUCCGCUCCGUUACGCAGAGAGUUUUGAGGUGACCCUCACUGAAGAAGGUGAGAUUUGCGGGUUCAGGAUCCAUGGCCAGAACGUCCCAUUUGAGGCGGUGGUCCUGGACAAAUCCACGGGGGAGGGGGUGAUCCGCGCCAAAGACAAGCUGGACUGUGAGCUGCAGAAGGAGCACACGUUCACCAUCCAGGCGUACGACUGCGGAGAGGGGCCCGACGGAGCCAACAUGAAGAAAUCACACAAAGCCACUGUCCACAUCCAGGUGAACGACAUCAAUGAAUACUCCCCAGUGUUCAAGGAGAAAUCGUACAAAGCCACGGUCAUCGAAGGCAAGAAGUACGACAGCAUCCUGAAAGUGGAGGCGGUGGAUGCAGAUUGCUCCUUCCAGUUCAGCCAAAUCUGCAGCUACGAGAUUGUCACCCCCGAUGUGCCAUUCUCCAUCGACAAGGACGGUUUCAUCAAGAACACAGAGAAGCUGAGCUAUGGCAAAGAGCACAUGUACAAGCUGACAGUGACGGCCUACGACUGUGGGAAGAACAGAGCCUCUGAGGACGUCCUGGUCAAGAUCAGCGUGAAGCCCACCUGCAAACCCAGCUGGCAAAGCUUCAGUAAGAGGAUUGAAUACGAGCCCGGCACUGGCAGCCUAGCCCUGUUUCCCGGCAUGCACCUGGAGACCUGCGACGAGCCGAUCACCUCCAUCCGGGCCACAGUCGAACUGGAAACCAACCACAUCGGGAAAGGCUGCGACCGGGACACUUACUCCGAGAAGUCCCUGCACAAGCUCUGUGGAGCAACCUCAGGCACCGUGGAGCUGCUGCCCGCCCCCAGCAGCUCUGCCAACUGGACCGUCGGACUGCCCACUGACAACGGCCACGAUAGCGACCAGGUCUUCGAGUUCAAUGGGACUCAAGCCAUAAAAGUUCCAGAUGGUUUGGUCAGCACCAGCCUCAAGGAUCCUUUCACCAUCUCAGUGUGGAUGAGGCACGGACCAGGGGCGCACGAGAAGGAGACGAUUCUCUGUAACUCGGACAAGACAGAGAUGAACCGACACCACUACUCCCUGUACGUCCACAACUGCAGACUGAUCCUGCUGCUGCGUCAGGACCCCUCAGAGGCCGAGAACUACAAACCAGCAGAAUUUCACUGGAAACUGGACCAGGCGUGUGAUAAAGAGUGGCAUCACUAUGUGCUGAAUGUGGAGUUCCCAACAGUGUCUCUGUUUGUGGAUGGGAACACGUUUGAACCCUUCCUGGUCACAGAGGACUACCCACUGCACGCCUCCAAGAUCGAAACUCAGCUCACUAUCGGAGCCUGCUGGCAAGAAAUCUCAGGACAUGACAAUGACACUGAAACUCCCUCUGAGCCCGCUUCAGGUGGAAACGCUCGCAUGGCCCAGUUUUUCAGAGGGAACUUGGCAGGACUCAUGAUCCGCUCCGGAAAACUGGAGAACAAGAAGGUCAUCGACUGUCUGUACACCUGCAAGGAGGGCCUGGAUGUGCAGCUGCCCGAGGAGGUGGCUUCUGCUGUGAAGGUGGACUUCAAUCCAAACCAGUCGUCUCUGACAGUGGAGGGUGAUGACAUCGACGCCUUUGAGAAAGUGAUGCAGCACAUCUCUUACCUCAAUUCCCGCCAGUUCCCCACCCCCGGCAUCAGGCACCUGCGCAUCUCCACCACCGUCAAGUGUUUCAAUGAGGAGACGUGUGUGACCGUGCCAGAUGCAGAGGGCUACGUGAUGGUGCUGCAGCCAGAGGAGCCAAAGAUCAGCCUGAGCGGCAUCGACCACUUCGCCCGCAGCUCGGCCGAGUUCGAGAGCUCCGAGGGCGUCACCCUGUUCCCCGAGCUGCGCAUCGUCAGCACCAUCACCAGGGAAGUGGAGGCCGACCCGGAGACGGAGGUGACCGAGGGGAACGACGAUGACCCUACAGUUCAGGAGACAGUGGUGUCGGAGGAGAUCAUGCACAACCUGGACACGUGUGAAGUGACGGUGAUCGGGGACGAACUGGACGGAGAGCACGAGAGUCUGGAGCUGGACAUGUCCCAACUGCAGCAGCGUGGCCUCGAGAUGAGCGCCUCUAAUCUGGGCCUGGUCAUCACAGGUGUGAACACCAUGUCCAACUACGAGCAGGUCCUGCACUUGAUCCGUUACAAGAACUGGCACACGGAGGCGCUCUUCGACAGGAAGUUUAAACUGGUGUGCUCCGAGCUCAACGGCCGCUACAUCAGCAACGACUUUAAAGUUGAGGUGAACGUCAUCCACACAGCUAGUCCCGUGGAACACGCCAACAACGCCAUGAUGCAGGCCAGCUUCAUCAACCCGAUUCACCACGCCUCUGUGGACCUGUCCGGACACAACCUGGUCAACGCUCACCAGGCCUCAGUGGUCCCCAGCGCCGCCACCAUUGUGAUCGUGGUGUGUGUCAGUUUCCUGGUGUUCAUGAUCAUCCUGGGAGUGUUCAGGAUCCGCGCGGCCCACCAACGCACCAUGAGAGACCAGGAGAACGGCAAAGAAAACGAGAUGGACUGGGACGACUCCGCGCUCACCAUCACUGUCAACCCCAUGGAGACAUACGAGGACCAGCACAGCAGCGAGGAGGAGGAGGAAGAGGAGGAGGAGAGCGAGGAGGGCGAGGAGGAAGACGACAUCACAAGCGCCGAGUCGGACAGCAGCGAAGAGGACGAGGGCCCCGAACCGGAGGACCAGCCCGGAGCCAGCAGACAGCAGCAGCUGGAGUGGGACGACUCCACUCUCACCUACUAAACCCACAGAGCUCCUUCCACAACACACGUCUCCACCAUCGCACAUCUGCAAGGAGCCCUCAUGUAAAAAUACAAGUCAUACAUUUACUUCAGCGUAUAUAAAUACAUAUAUAUAUGGUCAAGAUUUUCCUGUCGUUCUUAGUGGUGGUACUCAGUGUAGUGUAGUCAUCACCAGAUUGCUGAAUUUUACUAUUUUUUUUAUUUAUUAUGUUUGAAUUCCCAGGAAAACUUGGCCUACAUUUGUUUUGAACUGUUUGCGGAAGCCAACCCUGCACUUUUGUUUUUAUUUCUUAAUUUUAACGGCUUUCAAACUGAGUCCCAGUGUACAAUAUUCCUUAUUGCUUUAUGUUUUAGAUUAGUUUGCAGCAAACCCACAGCUUGAGUUGUAGUUGACAGUGAAUAAGCUUUGAAUCAGUAACCAUCUUUUCCCUCCUGUUUUUAGUGCAUGAGUGCAUUUGAGACAUCACAUGUAGAGAAAUGCUUUUUAACAUUUUUGUAAAUAUAAAGAAAUCAUGUAAUUAGUCAGUGUCUUAGUGAUGGCCUUUCUCCAUUGGGUCCAAUAUAUAAUGCAAAGUUGUGUCCAAUACUUGUGUUACAAAGAAGCUGUAGCAUGUGGCUAAAUUACUGCAAAAAGCUGUGUAGUCAUGCUAAUGCAGGAGGUGUCCAUGACAAAGAGCUUUCUUUUUUCCUACAGUUUCAGCUCUCGCUUAGCUUGCACAGGUAGCAGUUCUCUUUUUCCAUUCCCCAAAUAUUUUGAUGUUGUACAAAGGGUUGUGGAUAUUUGGCAAAUGCUUGAUACAAAGCCACAGGUGCAAACUUGAGUUCAGUCACAGUGCAAAUGCACAUUUCUCAGCAGAUAUUAUCUUAUCAGAUAUUAUCUUAUCUUAUCUUGUCAGAAGGAGAAAGAAAAGAAGCUUCUACAGUUUCUACAGUUUAUGUGAUUCUGGAUUGGUCUGCUGGCAGUGUAUGUACAUUAUGGAGUUGAUUUGAUUUUUUCUGUUUACAUUUGGUAAACUGCUUUUGGUGUGGCACAAUUCAUUUGGGAAAAUUAUAUCAAAUCACUGCUUCUACUACUGCAACACUCCUCAUUGUAAAUAGUUUUCACCUCAACACAUGUUAAUGUUUGUCAAGGUACAGCGUAAAAUUUCCAGACGUGUUUUAAUUUGGAAGAAGAAUGUUAUUCAAAUCUGUCAGUUCUUGUAUGUUACAAUAACCGAUGCUCGUAUGUUUGCUAACUUUAGUAGCACAAUUGUAAUUUAGAUUAAUUUAUGAUUUUAUGAUUUGAGUUGGUGAACAGUCUCCCUUCAUGAUGACCUGCACAUGUUCAGGUCUGAGCUUGUCGAGAUGGGAAUGCCUUUUUACCAAUCAUAUUAAUUAAUAUUAAUUUUUGUAUCCAUUUCUUACGACGCUGGGGAUUACACUUCAUAAAGCAUUGAUAGUUUGUGUUUCACAUAGUUGUUUGUGUCCAUGUUGAUGUGUAGUUAGCUCCAUAUUGUACCUUCUAUAGAUAUUGUACUAAAUCAUAUUGUUCUGAAUCUCAACCUCUAAAAUCUAAAAUGUUGUACAGAAACAUGAAAUAUGAAAAAUUGCUUUGACAGCAUACAUGGGUAUACUGUUAAAUUGACUUAUUUGUGUAUAGUGAGACAGUCAUUUUGAAGUGUCUUAUUGCCUGGGUUGUUGAGAGAGGGUUUUGAGGGCAGCAUGUAUUUCACAGGGAUAUAAUGAUGACGCUUGUUGACUCAGAAUUCACAAUUUCAUCACAUAAAACAAACAUUAUCCAUAACUUCAUGUAUAGUAUCAGAGUCAUUGUCAUUUUUCAGAUUUUAUUCUUUUAUUACCAGUCCCUGUUCAUUGGUUGAAUUGAAUGUCACUGCCUAUCAAUCUAACUAGCAGCCAUAAUGUGAAAGACAAUAACAACUUACUUUGCAUGACCCACAAAUAUUGACUGGAUAAUGCCAUGUUGAAUAGAACGCAAUACACUAUUUAAAUCUCAGAUCACAUGUCCACAGCACUCCAGAUGUUUUUAUUUUUGUCUGUUUUCAAUUUUUUUUUUCCUCAAAAUGAAAAGAUUCAAGUUGUUUUCAGGACGGUUGGAUUCUUCCUUUGUGCUUGUUGGAGCUGCUCUCACUUUUCUACCAAUUCAAAGGCAAAUUGUAGUAAAGUCGAUGCUUGCUCGUGAACAAAAUAAAGGAUGAUGAGACGGGAUAUAAA